GAUAUUAUAGUUCCACCAUUCUCCACCAUCUCUCCCUAAUUUCCCCUUUCUUUCCAAACUCGGCCAGUUAUUUCAACCGGGCAGCAAGAAUUUCUCUAUUUUUGUUUAAAUCAAAGUUGAAAAUCUCUGGUUUUUUACUGGAAUGAUUAUAGUCCAACAUGACCAGAUCAAUGGCACAAGUAUAUGAGAGAAAUAGAAUCUUCAAUUGCCCUCCACCUCCAAUUUCUCCUUCUCCUUCAUCACACGGGGUAAAAGGUAAUUUCCACAUCAAGCUAAGCCCGGCAGUGAUUAUCAUCAUAGCCACCGUCGCCGUCCUGUUCUUCAUCUCCGGCCUGCUCCACUUGCUCGUCAGAUUGCUCGUCAAGAAGCCCUCUUCUUCUUCUUCGGGAUCGGAAGUAGUGGGCCACACGGAAGCCCUCCAGAGACAGCUCCACCACCUCUUCCACCAGCACGACGGCGGAUUGGACCAGGCCUUCAUCGACGCCUUGCCGGUGUUCGUCUACCGAGAGAUCCUGGGGGGCCCGCCGCAGGCGGCGGAGCCCUUCGACUGCGCCGUCUGCCUCUGCGAGUUCCGAGAGAAGGACAAGCUCCGGCUGCUGCCGGCGUGCGGCCACGCCUUCCACGUCGGCUGCAUCGACACCUGGCUCCUCUCCAACUCCACGUGUCCCCUCUGCAGGGGAACCCUGUUCCAGCCCGGCUCCUCCGUCGAGAACCCCGUCUUCGAUUACGACGAUGACGUGGCCCCCGGCGACCCAGCUGAGAAAGAAAUUACCGGCGGCGAGGAAAUUGUUGUUGCGCCGGAAAAGUGGAGUCUUUCUGUGAGACUGGGGAAGUUCUGUAAAGUGAACAGUACGGGCGUCGGAGACGACCAAGUAGAGGCGGCGAGCAGCAGCAGCAGAUUGGACGCAAGAAGGUGUUUUUCAAUGGGAUCGUAUCAAUAUGUCGUCGGAGAUGAUAAUCUCAGGGUGGCAUUCGACAACAAUUUCAGAGUCAAGAAACCGAGAGACGGUGAAGGGCAUCCACUCCCGCCGCCGCCGCCGCAUCAGGCGUCGGCUUCGUGUGAUGGUGCGGAUGGGAAGAGGUUGAGUAUUGGGACAAAGACGGAUAGCUUCUCCAUUUCCAAGAUUUGGAUUUGGUCGAAGAAGGCCAAAUUCGGGUCAUCAGAUUCUCAUGUUUAUGUUUGAAUUUUGAAAUAUGUCUACUAGUAGUUUAUUUUGAAAAAGCCCCUAAGUAGUAGUAAAAUGUCUUUUAAAUACCAAAAGCAAAGCAUGAUAAUUUUAUGUUCAAAAUAGGAGUUGGUGAUAUAAAUUUUCAACGUGAUGAUAAUAAAACAAUGUAAAUAGU
This is a messenger RNA of Cuscuta campestris, 1344 nucleotides long. The record is from the annotation of a GenBank genome assembly. NCBI's taxonomy places the organism in Eukaryota, Viridiplantae, Streptophyta, Magnoliopsida, Solanales, Convolvulaceae.